Molecule: messenger RNA, 828 nt
Organism: Hymenoscyphus albidus
Lineage: Eukaryota; Fungi; Ascomycota; Leotiomycetes; Helotiales; Helotiaceae
Source: the annotation of a GenBank genome assembly
ACGCGAAAUCAAUCUAUUUUUUGCUCGUACUUCGUACUUUGCCCCUGGCGAAACAAAUUUAAGUUUUCAAUGGUGGCUAAGCCGGGCGACAGGGCAAGAACCCCUGAAGAGGUUAUAUUUAUUUCACUAAGGACGAAGUAAAAGAGAACCUCCGCAAGGGUAGCAGAGGUAUAUAUAUCUAUUGACCAGCGCCUUCCUACCACCACCGUAUUGGCCUUCACAGAUUGUUUUCACGACAAGAAAUCUCCGAAUAUGCGUCUACAAAAUCUUAUCUGCUUCGCCGCUUUGGCGAUGCAUGCCCAUGCAGCUACAACAUUCAAAUACAUAACAGCACAAUGUCGAAUCGAUGUAUGUCUUUCCUCCUUGCCUACUACUCGCUCUGAGCAACAUUACUUGAUAUGUGUAAAACGGUAUCUGAUGUGUGCCGAUAGAAAACACCGAACGAAGAAGCCACCAAAAAAGCUUGCUUAAAUUACGUAUUCAACGGCUGUCCCAAUUGCAAAUACACACCAGACCCCGACGGAACGCCUUUCUGCAAGAGUUCUGGGACCGAUAUUGUACCUGAAUUUGUAUGUUCAAAAUAAGCCACAUGGGUUUUCUUGUUUUAGUUGUACGAUGUGGGAGCUAAUUUGUGAUGACAGUGGGACACUUCCUGCAAGACGUAUGGUGCUACAAGAGGAGUAGGUGGUUAAAGCUGGACAUACGUCACGAUGGAUAGAGUAUUUAAAAGCAAGGGAAGGCGAGAAGGGUCAUCAAUGAAGGCCGUAGAAUUAGAUAGUCCUUUUUACAUUCUUUUUUUGGAAGAUGAAAUAUGACAAGUAUAACGAG